Molecule: messenger RNA, 2921 nt
Organism: Owenia fusiformis
Lineage: Eukaryota; Metazoa; Annelida; Polychaeta; Sabellida; Oweniidae
Source: the annotation of a GenBank genome assembly
CACUGAAAAAGUUUAAAAAUCAUCAUCACGUGCACGGUUGACAAAGUGGUGAAAUAUCAGGAUGUCUACUUUAAAGGAGUUGUGUGCAGGUCUGCCAUUGGAUCCCCUCCCUAAUCCCCGCCCCAGGGAUGAGGAUGUACCUCAUGCACCUGUACGCACACCUAACCUGACACCCCAGGAGCAAAGGCAAGCCUUGGAGAAUGCAUUGCGAUAUUUCCCUAGUACCAGCCACCCUGUACUUGCUCCUGAGUUUGCCCUUGAGCUGCAGCAGUAUGGUCACAUCUAUAUGUACAGAUUCCGCCCCAGCAUUGAGAUGAGAGCAUAUCCUAUAUCAGAAUAUCCCUGUGAGAGCCAACAAGCUGCAGCAAUUAUGCAUAUGGUAAUGAACAACCUUGACCCUUGUGUUGCCCAGUUCCCACAUGAACUCGUCACUUAUGGAGGCAACGGACAGAUCUUUUCAAACUGGGCACAGUUCCUAUUGAUGAUGCACUACCUGUCUAUUAUGACAGAGGAACAGACACUUGUGAUGUACUCCGGCCACCCUAUGGGACUCUUCCCUAGUCAUUCCAAUGCCCCUAGAGUCAUAGUCACUAAUGGCAUGGUGAUUCCUAACUAUUCAUCUAGAGAGAUGUAUGAAAAAUUGUUUGCACUGGGAGUCACCAUGUAUGGUCAAAUGACGGCUGGAAGUUACUGCUAUAUUGGACCCCAGGGCAUUGUACAUGGAACAACUUUGACUGUCCUUAACGCUGGUAGGAAAUAUCUUGGUGUAAAUAACUUGCAAGGAAAGGUUUUUGUGACAGCUGGUUUAGGGGGAAUGUCAGGUGCCCAGGCAAAAGCUGCAGUAAUUGCUGGAUGUAUUGGAGUCAUUGCAGAGAUAAGUCGUGAGGCUAUUGAGAAGCGUCACAAGCAAGGCUGGUUAAUGGAAAUGACAGACAAUCUUGACAAAUGUGUUGCCAGAAUAAAACAAGCUAAAAAACAUGGAACAGUUCUGAGUCUUGGUUACCACGGUAAUGUUGUCGAUUUAUGGGAAAAGCUAGCAGAUGAAUAUGACAAAACAGGGGACUUGCUUGUUGAUCUUGGCUCAGAUCAAACAUCUUGUCAUAACCCAUUCCUAGGGGGCUACUACCCCGUACAAGUGACGUAUGAUGAGGCCAGAGAACUCAUGCACAAAGACCCUACACACUUCAAAAACCUAGUGCAAGAAAGUCUCUGCCGCCAUGUUUCUGCCAUUAACAGACUCUCAGAGAGGGGCAUGUAUUUCUGGGACUAUGGGAAUGCAUUCCUCCUUGAAGCAUCAAGAGCAGGUGCAGAUGUAAUGAAAGAUGGCGCCACAUCAGACACAGAAUUCCGCUACCCAUCAUAUGUACAGCACAUCAUGGGGGACAUAUUUUCCCUUGGAUUUGGUCCAUUUAGAUGGGUGUGUACGUCAGGAGAGGCAGAAGACCUUGAGAGAACCGAUGAAAUAGCAGCUACAGUGAGUGAGGCCAUUGUGAAGACUGGUGUGUCCGAGAAUGUGAAACAACAGUACAAUGACAACAUCAAGUGGAUCAGGGAGGCAGGGAAACAUCAAAUGGUGGUGGGGUCUCAGGCCAGAAUCCUCUACUCUGACCAGGAAGGUAGAACAGCUAUAGCUCUAGCAUUCAAUAAAGCAGUGGCAGAAAAAGCAUUAAAAGGCCCAGUAGUAAUAAGCAGGGACCACCAUGAUGUCAGUGGGACAGACAGUCCAUUCAGGGAGACCUCUAACAUAUAUGAUGGCUCUCAGUUUUGUGCCGACAUGGCAGUUCAGAACUGCAUUGGGGAUAGCUUUAGGGGUGCCACUUGGGUAGCCCUACAUAAUGGUGGAGGGGUUGGAUGGGGAGAGGUAAUCAAUGGAGGGUUUGGCCUUGUGCUUGAUGGUUCAGAUGAGGCUGCAGCUAGGGCCAAGUCAAUGCUGGCUUGGGAUGUCUCAAAUGGGGUUGCUAGGAGAUGUUGGUCAGGUAAUGACAAUGCUAGGCAGGCCAUUAAUGAAGCUAUGAAGCAAAACAAUAAACUGAAAGUGACUGUACCACAUAAAGUAGAAGAUACUGCAAUCUUGGACUGUGCUUUUAAAUCUUAAUACUGUAGGCCCAGAAUAAAACAUCUUAGUUUCGUGCCAACAUAAUUGACCAUGCAAACCCCAGGAAAAAAUGGAAUAUUUGUAAUGUGUUCAAGUGUACUGAGAACUUUAAAAAAGUUUAUAGAGUAAAACCUGUCUAAUCAAAGUGCCACUAGGUCUGAAAAUUUGUAAUGGUGUUUUAUAAAAAAUGUUCAGAAAUAGCCACGGAAAUAGCUCAAUCGAAUUCAAAGAGCAGUUGUUUUAUUUUGGAAUCAUAACUUUUUUGGCAAUUUAUAUUUUUCCAUAAAGUGCAGCAUCCGUCUUUAUUGUCUUUAUUCUUUGAGAAAAGUACAAUGAUUUACUGAUGACACAUAAUAAUAAUGAGUUGACAUUUGUUAAUAUUUGUUAUGAAGAUACUGAUAUAUGAUUGUAAGACGGGGGGGGGGGGGAAACCCCAGUGUACAGAGAUACCAUAUGUCUAUAUUGUACGUCUGAAUUGAGAUAACAAUAUGUUGAUUUCUGGCAUGUUAACCAAUAUAAAUUAAAAGCUUGUCAUUUCACAAGAUAAAGAAAGAUGUAAGGAAUAUAUGCCUAUAUCGAUUAAAACAUCACAACGACAUGUUACAUUGGAAAACUAUAACUGGUGAAAGUCAGAUAAACAAAGGUGGAAAGCAAGAGACGAAAUUAUGUUGGUCAUUUCUAAGCUCUGGGGGUUUCCCUCCUCUUAUACAUGUAUUAUUAUAAAAAAAAAUUACAACAAAUUUUUGAAUAACAUAUUUUUUUUUAUUAUAAUCAAUAAAAGAAGUGCAAUAAAAUGAAUAUGGAUUUGAACGCUGUACCUUUCUAC